Messenger RNA from Dibothriocephalus latus, 804 nucleotides. NCBI's taxonomy places the organism in Eukaryota, Metazoa, Platyhelminthes, Cestoda, Diphyllobothriidea, Diphyllobothriidae. The record is from the annotation of a GenBank genome assembly.
GUCAGUCAGUUUCAAGCUGCAGAGAUUCUCCUCUCUCUGGCAAAUGACUUAGGCCGCCCAUCGAAUCCUGAUGGGUCAAAUUCCAACCCCCUCUAUCCUUAUAACUCCGAGGUAGAGGCGUCCGAGCCACGAGCUACGACGACGCAGAAUCCCGAAUUUGAACGAGAUCUCUACCGAAGGCUAAAGUUUAAACUCCAUCGGACCAGAUGCCACGCAACUGAACCCUCCGCCUCUACCUGCACUCCAACCACUGCCGCCCUCAGCAACUCGGCCGCCGAAUAUGUUCAAAACCUCUUCUCAGGGAAAAACUCCUCACGACUCUUUGCACUUCUGCGCGAACAAACACCUGACAGUGUGAUGAGAGACGAAGUAACCUCUGCACUGGCAGCCAUUUCCGUCCAGUCUCCCACCCUGAACACUGAUCACUACCAGCAAUAUCAACCCGAACCGCAGCAACAGCAGCAGCAGCAGCAACAACAGCAGCAACAACAACAGCAACCACAGCAACAGCCUUUAAUGAUGUUCAUGCCACUUUCUGCCAACGAUUACCUGGUUGGGCAGCCCGAGAGCACUGCGGUGCCUGCCCCCCAGCCUGUCGUACAGGAUAACGCUGCCGCUGAACUGCAUUGGUCCCCCGAAUGUUCGCCAGUUUCUACCCCGCCACCCGAACCCCACCAACACCCCGCUAUCGAUCGAUUUUCACCCGCACCCUCAGAGGAACCCAUUCCGGACAUGCGAAAGCGUCCGAGCUGGCCAUUCGACCUCCAGUCCCUCUCACUGGAACCCUCCCUCCUGCUGAAGAAC